AUGGAAGAUGAUGGCACUGGAGUCAUUAGUCUGCUGCGAGGCUGUCCACAGGGUGUUGUUGGAGCGUAUGGAGGCCAUGGAGAAGCAGAUAGCGAGUCUGACCGGGCUGCUGCAGAGAGUUCUGAGCAGAGCGCCGGAGGCCGAAAGCCCGGAGAUGACCAACCCACACUAGCAGCCGAAGGAUCGUCCCGGGAGGAGGUUUCGCCGUUAAGAAAGGCAGUUUGCCUUGCCCCUGUCAGCCAAGUGCUGCUCAUGGUUGGGAUAACUGCUGGCCUGCUGGAGAACCAGGACUCAGUCUUGUCUCUGCUGAGGCAGACGGAGUCGGAGCUGAGCCUCAUGAUGCUGGAUGCCAUGCGCACACAGGAGGACCCGCUCCAGAGACAGCGCCUCCUGGUGGAGGAGGAGAGACUCAAGUACCUCAACCAGGAGGAGCUGCUCAUUCAGCAGCUGCAUGAUCUGGAGAAGUCGGUGGAGGAGCUGCAGAGGAACUCAUCAGUCAACCACGGCCUGGUGACCGAGCAGGAUGUGGAGCAGAAGAGCAAAGAGCUGAGGAUGCUGGGAGAGACGCUCACUGAGCUCAAAAACCAGUUCCCCAGCCUGCAGAGUAAGAUGCGAGUGGUUCUGAGGGUGGAGGUGGAGGCUGUUAAGUUCCUGAAAGAAGAGCCGCACCGCCUGGACGCCCUCCUGAAGCGCUGCAACACCAUGACUGAUGCGCUCAGCACGCUCCGCAGGUACACAUAUCAAACACUCCUCAGAUAAUGCCUUACUUUCUUAUUAAACCAGGUCAGCUCACAUUUUAUCCUCUUGUAGACGCUGUUAUUGUGAUUUUCUGUUGUUGUAUUCAACACUGCUUGCACCAAAACCUCUUAAACACUGAAUAACACAGCUGGGGGCUGUUCAAAAUGUACUAGUUUAUCCGAAGUCAUGAUUCCUUACAGUGAGAAAUAUUUUUUUACACUAUAAAAAAGAUAUGCACACAUUCACAUAUUUACACUUUUAUCUGCAUACACUCAAAUAGACAUGGAGUUAAAGUAAACAAAAGCUUGUGCAAGAGAAGAAGCUCUCCUAAAGACUAACAGAAUUACAGUAAAUAAAGAUAAUGAAGGAUAAAGAUGUUUCUCUACAUUUUACUUUGUCUUUCAUCUAAAGUAAAUAUCCUCAUGUUUAAGAUUUGUCUGGAAAAGGUUUUUUUGGUAAUGUUCAAAGUCAGAUAAAAUAAUUUCUGACUUAUUAACGUAACAUCAAAUACUAAAUAAUCAUCUGUCAGUCCUGAAGGGAGAGUGUGCUGUCUGAGUACAUCAGAGGAGGGUUGAUAGUGAGAUGUUCUGGUCAGAGAGAGCUCAUCAGACAGCAUCAUUUCAUCAAAGCUUUCAUCAAAGCUUGUUAACAAGGUUGUUGAGAAUCCACUUUAUGUUGCCCUCUGUGUCUGUUCUGGUGCAGACACCAUAUCAUAGAGUGUAUAAAGAGAGAUAAAAUGAAUGCAACAAGAACCGUGUUUUAAUCUAACACUCUCAAACAAGCAGUUCAGCCUCAAUCAAAUCUAAAUCAGGAGCUCUCUGAUGGAAGAAGCGUAUAUUAUGGGUACAUUUCUUUGAGAACAAACACACAGCGAGGGCCCCACUUCCGUUCAAGCUCAUUCCAAUUAAAUCACAUCACACAGUCCUUCACCAGUCUGCUUUACUCACCUAAUGUUUGAGCCAUCUCACCUUCAGGCUGGUGUCUGAGGAUGUUUCUGGUUUCCUUAUAUACAGUCGAUUAUCACUGACUGUAUGUGAGGAAACCUGAUGAAGGAAAGAUGGAUGAAAACAUUUGGUUGGACUGGUGAAAACUUUUGACAUUUUGAGGAUUUCUUGGCACUUGACAAUCAUGGAUACUCGAUGUUAUGGACACAUUUCAGUCCGAACUGAAACAACCAUUGUAGAAAAAACAUUUGUGACCACAUGUAUAUGUCGUGGUUUUGGAACAUUUUUGUGGUGUAAUGUGUGAAGCCCAUGUAAAUUCCCAUGUGAAACAUGAAAAGUAACAGACAUUGAAACAAAAAAUAGAUAAUUAAAUGAUAAUAAGUUAAACAACAAUCGAUAAGAACUUGAACAAGGACUCUCCCACAACCCCAAACCACAAACACUAUAUCUCUGUGAUAGUGUCAUCUGUACAAAAUUAAUGAGAAAAAAACACUAACAAAGUACUGAGUAUACUAAACUAAAACUUAAGGUAAGAAAAUAUAUAAUAAUAAUAUAAUAAUAAAUAUUAAAGUAAUAACAACUUCCCAAAAUGCGGCAGUUUGCUCUGUUGGUGAUGUUUUGAUGUCACAUUUUAAAAAGACUAAAUAAUAAAAAAUAAAAAGAAGUGAAAACACUCGGGUGGCUGCUGAGUUCCUUCUCCUCAUCUCCUGUCAUCACUCUACUGUUGAAUCUCUAAUUAAGGCUUAAAAUGUUUUUAAAAAUCUCUAAUAAGAUAAAAUAAUAUGUUGUUUGAUUUGACAAAGCAUCAUUUUUGUGCAUUUAAUCUCCUUUUUCCUGUAGUUUCCAGAUUGCCACUCUAACACAGUCCAGGACCUUCAUGGUGUCCUGUGUGUAUUGUAGUCUCUUGUAUCCCUCCUAUAUGUAC
Messenger RNA from Morone saxatilis (striped sea-bass), 2607 nucleotides. RefSeq names its product SRC kinase signaling inhibitor 1-like. Bases 1 to 759 code for a protein of 252 amino acids. The record is from RefSeq and is a predicted model, not a curated record. Gene Ontology annotation, cellular component: cytoplasm; postsynaptic density; actin cytoskeleton. Lineage: Eukaryota; Metazoa; Chordata; Actinopteri; Moronidae. The transcript has 6 exons. Gene Ontology annotation, biological process: regulation of dendritic spine morphogenesis.